Messenger RNA from Panonychus citri (citrus red mite), 2063 nucleotides. RefSeq names its product GPI transamidase component PIG-S-like (gene PIG-S). Lineage: Eukaryota; Metazoa; Arthropoda; Arachnida; Trombidiformes; Tetranychidae. The record is from RefSeq and is a predicted model, not a curated record. Gene Ontology annotation, biological process: attachment of GPI anchor to protein. Gene Ontology annotation, cellular component: GPI-anchor transamidase complex.
UCAAAAUUUCACUUGAAGUUGUUUGGUCGACCCCCAAUCAUAUGUUUACCUUCAAGUCUCAGUCUCAGUUGUUGAUCUGAUCGGUUUGUUGUGAUUUCUAAUUGAAUCAUUUGGAUUUAAAUUGUUUCGUUUUUUUCUGGUUAAUUUUUAUCAUUUUUCUUUCCUUUGUGAUAAUUACAAGUGAUCAUCAUGAAAUUUGAAUUAACUGAGAAUUUGGAAUCAACCGGAUUGGAUGAAAAUAAUGUUCCCGAUGGUGAAAAGAGUGAUGGUAAACAUGAUGGAGAGAUUAACAGACUUGGCUUAAUUUCUGCAAUUUUCUAUUUAAUUGUUAUCGUUUUGAUCGGAUUACCUGUUUGGAUUAAGACUACAUCACCUUCUAGAUACAGUUUACCCGAUGUGGCCUCUUUAAUGGUCCAUCUUCAAACUACCGUCAAUUUGGUUGACAUUAGUGUGGUUGUUUCUGUUGAUUUGGAUAAGGAAUCAUUGGCUUCUCAAUUACCUCGGAAUCAUAUCACUUCUGAUGGCGGUGUUGCUUUUAACAUCGAUUGGAGGGAGAAAAUGACCGCCGAAGAGGAGAAAGUUUGGACAAAGGCCAAAUCAUUGGAAAACUUUGACCGAGAAUUGGGUAAACUGGAAUCACACCAGAAACCUGGGAGACUUUACAUCUUUCUGGUUGAUAUGAAUUUCAUACGGAAAUUGGGAAAAACUGUGACCGUUUUGGGGUCGAAUCGAUUUGUUUACAUUGGUGUUCGUGAUGAAGAAAUGAGUGUCAUCGAUGUUGAUGAGGAUAAAUCGCUGGUCAUGUUGAUCUUGGACACUCUUGAGACAGUAUUUGAAGGUAAAUCUGAUUCUUCAUCGCUGAUUUCCAAUGACCAAGAAGAAAAAGAGAAUAUCAAAUAUCUAUUAAAUCGUGAAUUAGAUGUGAUUGUCAAUUUCAUCAGUGAAAAUAUCGAAGAUGCCGAUUACAAGACGAAACAAAUGAUCUCAACCGCUCGGAAACUCGGCGAGGAAGCGUUUAUCCAGCAAAGUGGAAUAUCAAAUUUAAUCUGGAUCAAUUUCAUCAGUCAAAUGGUUUAUCAUUGUUUUGAUUCACAAUUUAUCGAGAAAAAUUUGAUCAAUUCUGAUGAUCCAAAUAGGAAGGAGCGUUUAUUUGACCAAUCCCAUGUUGGCCUGUUACUUAAUUCAAUUGAAUCAAGGAUAGUUGAACCAAAUACGAAAACAAGUUAUCAUCUCCAUGUAAUUAUACCUUCAUCAUCAUCUAGGAAUCAAUCAGUUUAUUUUUACGAUAAAAGUACCAAAGGAAAAUCAUUUGCCGUUUCAACCUCUCACCGAGCGGGUAUAUUUUUCUGGAACAAGGAGAACGACUUUAAUCUGGCCUUUAAAUCAUUUGCUAGAAAUUUAAUCGGACUUUCAUCAAUCCAACCAAUCAAUUCAAUAACUCGAAACAUUUUCUUCACCAAAUGGGAAUUAGAUUAUCUUAUGAGACAAAUGACAUUACAACAAUUAGCGAAGACACUUUCAUCACUCGAAUCACUUGAUAAACUAUUGAUUAAGGUGAAAAAUAUUGUCAUUCUCAAGGAGAUCGCCGAUAAAAUGAAUCAAGCUGCUGAUCUUUCUCAUAAAUCGAUUGACCUUUUAGCCCAAGGGAAUCUAAUGAAAGCCUACGAAUUAAGUAGUAAAGCCUUCGACGCCUCAGAAAGUGCUUUCUUUGAUCCAUCGCUACUUUCGAGGUUAUAUUUCCCGGAAGAUCAAAAGUACGCUGUUUAUUUCCCUCUUUUCCUGCCAAUGUCCGUUCCCUUGACUCUAUCAAUUUGGCAGAUAAUUAAGCUCUAUCUAAGUAAAAGAAAACACAUCAAGCAAGAUUAACCUCUUAAUCCAUCGGAUUAAAGAGCGACCAUCAAAAUCUAUCCCCAUCUCUGUAUAUAAUUUAUAUCUCUAUUUAUAUACUUGAUCAAUUUUCCACGUUUACCAACAAUCAAUUAAAACGGGAAUUUUAAUUUUCACAAGUUAAUUGUGAUAAUACAACAAAAAAAAAACUUCUUCUCUCCCAAUCAAUCGACUCA